ACAACCCCCUUGAAGAAGAAGAAAAAAACAGAGAGAAAAGGCAAAACCCUAACCCAUCGGUUCGCUCCUCGUGGCGCCGGCGGCGGCAAUGGCGGCUGCGGCGGCGGACGAGGAGGGGAUCCUGGAGGUCCGGUGCGCGGGGUGCGGCGAGACGCUGGAGGUGGAGCGCGGGCUGACGGAGUUCGCAUGCCCCGGCUGCGCCACGCCGCAGGCGCUCCCGCCGGAGCUCAUGCCGCCGCCGCCGCCGCCCCCGCGCCCGCGCCGCGCGCUGCCUCUCGGGGCGGGGCCUGGGGCCGCGCCAUGGCGUGUCCCGUGCGGGGGAUGCGGCGCCGUUCUGGCCGUGCCGCGGGGUCUCCGGCGCUUCCUCGCGUGCCCGCUCUGCGGUGCCGAGGUCACCAUCGACGGCGGCGGUCGCCUUGCUUCCCACAUCGGCGUCCAUGUCGUUUCGCCGCCGGGAGCUGUCGCGCUCGCUGCCACGUCCUCGCAGCUGCCGGAGGAAGAGCCCAUAAGCCGAGCAAUUCGUCUAGAACAAGUGCAAGUAGGUAGAUACAAUAAGCCAAUUCAUUUAGAGCAGACAGGAGGCCCUUUUCCUGCUCGUUCAUUUAGAGAGGAGUCAAUCAGUUCACUCAGAUCAAACACAAGGACUGCUGUUCAUGUGGAUUGGGCAAAAGGUGCACCUGUCAACCAAUCAGUUCAUAGAGAGGAGCCACGCAUUAAGUUACUCAAUGUAACUGUUGACAGGUAUGAUUUUAGGAAGAAAUCUAGACCAUUAGCUGGCCCCGGAUUCGUUUGUGUAGACAAGGUAAGAGUGGAGCAUCCUAGUAAUGUUAGCCAUGCACCACGAGCACAAGGGCCUUCCAAUCAUUCAGUGCAUACAGAGGAGGCGCAUGGUGAGAAUGAAAGUGGCACCAUUGGAAGAAUUGGAAUCCGAAAGGCUAGCCAUGCUGCUAUUUCUAAUAUUGCGGAGCAGAAAACAUUAGAGCCUAAAAGUCAAAGUGCUUGUGCAGAACAUAUGGAAGUCGAUUCGUGUGGUAACUCAACUAGAUGGAAUCAGAAGAGGAAAAGGAGCAGCAGAACUACUGCUGGGGGUCAUGAAGGCGAAAAAGGGAGCUUGUGUUCUUCAAAUAAAGAGAUUCAUCUUACAUGUAGUAAGAAUACUCAGCCAGAAGGUAUCAGCAACAGGAAUCCUAUCCAGGAGCCAGGUCCUUCUCCAAAUGAAAAUCAAUUUGAUGCUAUUGACAGAAUCAUCACUAGUUUGUGCCCCAGUGCAUUGCCUCAGAAGCAGGUGUCGCAAGCAAGAUCAAAUGACUUGGACAACAUUGAUGCAACCUUGCCACCUGUCUCCAUAAAUCAUGAUACAUCUCAAGGUGACUGCUUCCCACAUGGCUACAGACAAUACCAAGCGGUGGCUACAGGUUCCCUUUUCAACCAGGGCUUCAGUUCAGCACAGGAACAUGAAAUACCUCAAGAAAGUUCAAAUGGCAUAGACUCUCACGAGAAAAGUAGCCCACAAGUGAGGCCUAAUUCAUCCCUUGGUAUUCUGCACAAGCAACAUAUCCAGGAGUACCCCAGCCAUGACAGUCAGUCAGAGCAGGCGCAAGUUGGGACUCACCACAACAAGAUUGUGAAGCAUUACAAGAAUACAGCAAAUGGCUCCAUGUAUUCAUUAAAUGAGGGGGAUUAUAUUGGGGAGCAGCCCCACAAUGGUGCGGACCAGCAAGUGACCCUUGUUACUGCCAGUAGUAACCCUACUACUUCACCACCACUGCUGACUGCCACUCCCUUGCUCAUUACAACUCCAUCUUCUGUCGUCACAAGACCACUAGUUCAGCAACCACCACAGUAUUACCAAUCAUCAGACACCCUCCACUCUCAGGGUGCACAGGCUGUUGGCAUAGGAUCUAUAGACAGAUCAUCGAAAAAGCGCAGGGGGCGGGGCCCUACGAAACUCAUCGAACCACGUAGAGAAGCUGACAGGCCUGUGCUGACUCCAAAUAAUGCAGACACCUGGGAUGUCAAUCCUCCUUGUCCCAAGGUGGCCUCCACCAUCUCUGCACUUCUCAAGCAGUGGCACCCAGGGUCAGCCUAUGUGCCGGCUAAUCAACACACAAAUGAAGUGCACCAGGAACAACUGAUUCUCCACUGGCACCAAUAUCAUUCAGAUACAAGGGCUAUCAUCAUGGAUGAAUUCCUCCAACGCUACAAAUGGGCCCCUGGGCAAGAAGAAUUGUGCCUGAAGCUAUUUGACCGCAAAGUAGUCAGACAAUUCACUGGACUCCUCUGUGAUGAGAAGCGAAGGGCUAGAGUGGAGUUGGCUGCAUCAAGGAAAGCUAAGGAAGCUUUGGAUGCUGCCAGGUCCAAACAAACAAAUUUGGAUGUUGAAGAUGCUGGAGAAGAGAUGAAGCAACGGCGUAGAGAUCCAGCUGCGGUGGGGCAUGAGUAUGAUAACCCAUUGCAGUGGAAACCUUUCCCCCCUGAAUGGAUGCAACCAAAGUGGUGGGAAAUGCUAUGUGAGCACUGGGCUUCAGAAGAAGUCCUGCAAGUCUCUGCCCAGAAGAGGAAAAACCGAUAUACAGGAGGCUCUGCCCAGCACACGGCAGGCUCACGGAGCAUAGCUAUGCACCGAAAACUUAUGAUCAUAGAAAAUGGUGGAAAGCCAGUAUCGGAUAUCGAAGUAUUCAAUAAGACUCACAAACGUGAUGGUGGUAAGGGGGAGUUUGUUACCGAGAAAGCUAAGAAAACUGUGGAGAGCGUUAAGCGUCGUUUGGAGGCAGGUGAUACUGAACUAGAUCCACAUCUUGUAUGGGCACAGGAGGUAGGGGGGCGGAAUCGAGGUAGGUACUAUGGGCUCCAUGGUAUCAUUGACAAAGCCCGAAUUGAUGCCAUGGCAAAAUCCGCCCCAGGUUGUUUAGAUAAAGAGACACAGAAAGAGAUGUUCACGCAAGACCAGGUGCAGGAGAUGAUUAGUCAUGCGAUGCAACAAUUAAAUGAAACUUGGGAGAAGAGGUUUCAGUCCUUGGAGCAAAGGAUGCAUGGCAUGGUGUCAUUAGAAGCUCCUCAGCAUGGUCCAUGGCGCUGUGCUGCCAGACCAGUGGCUGAGGAGGGCCAGGCGUCACACCAGGAUGCCUCAGAUUCUUCACAUGAAGGGAUACAUCAAUCUGCAACAGAUGACGAUGAGGACUAACUAGGAGCAUUUGAGCCUGCUUCUCUGUAUUUCUUUUUAAAAAACCUAGUAAUGCCAUCCGGAGUCUUUGGAGAACUUGUUGAGAUGAGCUUUAUCCAGAACCGACGACAUCGUCUAGGGACAAUCCUGUUACUUGGGUCCAUCGUCUAGGGACAAUUAUGUUACUUGGGUCCGAUGGUACUGCUUUUGUAUCACAAAAUCCUGAACUGAAUCACUGAUCAAGCCAGCCACAAUAGCAUUCAGUAAUCACUAGUGAGUAUUGUCGCGCACAACAGAGAGAGAUAAUG
Phragmites australis (common reed) is the source of this 3471-nucleotide messenger RNA. RefSeq lists its product as uncharacterized. Lineage: Eukaryota; Viridiplantae; Streptophyta; Magnoliopsida; Poales; Poaceae. Bases 89 to 3184 code for a protein of 1031 amino acids. The transcript has 11 exons. The record is from RefSeq and is a predicted model, not a curated record.